AUGACGACGGUGAAAAUGUCGACCAUGGUCUGGCUAUCGUUGUUUUUGUGGUUGUCGAUUGACCUGCGGAUGAUGCCGGCCGGGGAGGCUUCCCGAAUACUGGCCAUCGAAACGAUAGCGGGCAAGAGCCACUGGAACUUCAUGAGCUCGUUGCUAAGGUCGCUGACGGACGCCGGACACACGGUCACCGUUUUCACGCCAUUUCCAGAUGGCGACCGGGUCAACUACACGGAGGUGGAUACGUCUCGCGAAUUCCCAAUGAAGCUUGAUAUGGACGUGAUGCAGACGAUCCAAGACUAUAGAGAUCCGUUCAAGUUAACGAAUAUCAUGUCCGUGCUGACUAGAUUCUACUGCGACGCGCUCUAUGGCAACCGGAAGCUGACUGACCUGAUAGCUUCCGGUGCUCGUGAUCGGUACGACUUGCUCUUGAUGGAGCCGUUGGGCUUCGACUGCGUAUCGUACCUGGCCGACUCUCUCGGUCUGCCUGUGAUCUACGCGAUCCCGUCGCCGAUGAUUACCUUCGCCGAGCGGCUGUUCACCGGCCAUGUGUCCAACCCGGCUUGUGUGUCCAACAUGUUUGCCAGCCACGCCGUGCCCGACACAUUCGUCCAGAGGUUCACCAACACGGCGCUGCUGACGUACAGCAUGGCCAAGACUAAGUACGACCAGCUGGUCACCUUGUUCACGGACCCGAGACCGUAUGAACUGGCACCAACCGUCAAUCCAUCCAUAAUCUUCCAGAACGGUCAUUACGUCACCGAGUCUCCGAGACCGAUCACGCCGAACGUUAUCUACGUGGGUGGCAUACACCUAAAACCAACCAAAAAAAUACCAAAAGACAUAUUAGAUUUUAUCGAAGAUUCACCCCAAGGAGUGAUUUUCUUCACAUUCGGCUCCACGAUUAAAGUGUCAUCGUUGCCGGGACAUAUUGAAAAGUCGUUUAAAGAAGCGUUUGCCGACAUUCCUCAGAGAGUUUUGUGGAAAUACGAAGGUGAAAUGAAGGACAAACCGAAAAACGUGAUGACGAGAAAAUGGUUCCCUCAACGAGAUAUACUAUUACAUCCCAAAGUGAAACUGUUCAUCAGUCACGGAGGUAUGUCCGGAGUGUACGAAGCUGUGGAUGGCGGUGUUCCCGUACUGGGAUUUCCAGUAUUUUACGAUCAGCCGAGAAACAUUGAAAAUUUGGUCCUCAAUGGAAUGGCGAUAUCCAUGGACCUGUUGUCGACGACCAAAGAAAAACUGUCCAAUGCCAUUUCGGAACUCAUAAACGAUGAAAAAUACGUGAAAAAUGCUAAAAUUGCUUCCAACCGUUUUAAAGACCGGCCGAUGACACCUCAACAGUCGGUCGUAUAUUGGACGGAGUAUGUAAUCCGUCACAAGGGCGCACCACAUUUGAAAUCUCACGCUCUGAACCUCACUUGGUAUCAAUACCUCUUGUUAGAUAUAAUUGCCGUAGUAUUGAUUUUUGUGUCCCUAGUCACAUUUGUUGUCUUUAAGGUUUUCAAAUGUAUAAAAACUUUUAAAAAAGAUAAAGUUAAAACUCAGUGA
Molecule: messenger RNA, 1548 nt
Organism: Macrosiphum euphorbiae (potato aphid)
Lineage: Eukaryota; Metazoa; Arthropoda; Insecta; Hemiptera; Aphididae
Source: the annotation of a GenBank genome assembly